This is a messenger RNA of Humulus lupulus (European hop), 840 nucleotides long. RefSeq lists its product as uncharacterized. The record is from RefSeq and is a predicted model, not a curated record. Lineage: Eukaryota; Viridiplantae; Streptophyta; Magnoliopsida; Rosales; Cannabaceae. The transcript has a single exon. Bases 1 to 840 code for a protein of 279 amino acids.
AUGGAAGAUAUAGAAGAAGAGAUAGCAUUUUGGAAUUCUGCUAUGGUUUGCUAUGUAUUAGGUGCCAAUCCUCCACUAGGGGUCUUUGAGGGGUUUGUUAAGAGAAUGUGGAAGGAACAGGUAGAUAGGGUGGGGCUGAUCAACCAUGGCAUUUUCAUUGUCCGUUUCCACAAUGUGGAGAAGCGAGAUGAGGUAAUAUCAGGGGGCUUCAUGUUUUUUGAUAAGAAGCCUAUAAUCAUGAAACCGUGGGUUGCAUCAAUAGACUUUAAAAAAGAGAAUGUAGAGAAGGCACCAAUAUGGAUACAGCUGAAAGGUCUGGAUCUUAAAUAUUGGGGGGAGAAAGCUCUGUUCAAGAUAAUUAGCCAAAUAGGGAAUCCAGUGAUGGUGGACCAGAUUACCCUGAGGAAAGAACGCUUAAAUUUUCCGAGAGUCAUGGUGGAGGUACACUUAAAGCAGGAAUUUCCUGAGCUCAUCUAUUUCAUAAAUGAAAGAGAUGAGGAAGUAUUUGUUUUUGUUGAAUAUGAAUGGAAGCCGACUCUAUGUAGGAAUUGCCAAGGAUUGGGACAUGAGACAGGCAUAUGUAGGAAGCAGUCAACUCAGAAGCAAGCUUGGGUCGUAAAACAGAAUCCAGAGAAAGAUACAAAGGAGAAUUCAAAGAAGAUACAGGAUGAAGAAGGAUUUCAAGAAGUUCAGAAAGGGUGGAGAGUCCGGAUUCAAGAAGAAACCGUUAUUUCUAUUGGAAACAACUUCCAGAUCUUGAGGAAACAGGGGAAUGCAGAUGGAAAUAAAGAUAAGAGUGCAGAUAGACAUAAAAUAGGUUUAGUUACCCAUUUUAUUUAA